Molecule: messenger RNA, 753 nt
Organism: Tetrahymena thermophila SB210
Lineage: Eukaryota; Ciliophora; Oligohymenophorea; Hymenostomatida; Tetrahymenidae
Product: transmembrane protein, putative
Exons: 1
Source: RefSeq, a predicted model, not a curated record
UAACUUAUUUGCAAUAUUAAAAAGUAAAUAAUUAUGAGCUAUUUAAUAAAUAUACCCAUUUUGCUUUUAAGCAUUAUAUUAGUGUAAGCAAAUUAAAAAUCAGUUUCACAAUGCCUUCCUAAAAACAAUUAUGGAUGUCUAGAUAUACUAGGAGAUUGUGCAUAAAGUACAUUUUCGUGUGCUGAUUACUGUUCUUCAAACAGUGACUGCCAUCUAAAUUGUUGCUACUAAAAUUAUUGCAUUGCUGGAAGUAAGUGCAUUGAUAAUAGCUCACCAAGUAAUAAUAGUGCAAUAUUCCUCGCUAUCUUUUUACCUGUAUUUUUUGGGACUUUUUUUUUGAUUAUUAUAAUUAUUUGCAUUGUAAGAAAGUGUAUAAUAAGUAACCGCAACAAAGGUGUAGUAGCCUAAACGAAUUAAGCUGCUAUUAAUAAUUAAUUUUAAAUGAACUAAGAAAUGCUGAGAUAAAAUGCAUAAAUGCAAUAAAUGUAUUAUAACUAAUAACCUUAGUAAGUGGGAGCCAUCUAACCUUAUAACUACCAAAAUAAUUUCCAACCAGCUUUCGAUAACUAGAUACCCUAAAUGCAACCUUAUAAUAUGAAUUAAAUGUAUUAUCCACAAUAGUAGUAUAUGUAACCAUAACAAUAAUUUUAACCAACAUCAGUUAAUCCUAGCUAGUAAAUGCAGCCACAGCAAGCAUACACACAAAAACCACCAGAAAACAAUAAUAAAUAACAAUUAGUAACUUAUAUUUGA